AUGGCCUCGAAGCAACCCAAGCAAUUCUCCAGGGAAGAAGUCGCCAAACAUAACAAGGACGGCGAUUUAUGGAUAAUCAUCGACACCAAGGUUUUUGAUGUAUCGCGCUUCAAGGACAUGCAUCCCGGAGGCGCUGCCGUUCUUCUUGAUGCCGAACUAGCGGGACAGGAUGCAACCGAAGCGUUCUAUGGUCUUCAUCGUCAUGAGGUUUUACAAAAGCCGCAGUAUCAGCGGUUGCAGAUCGGUGUCAUUGAAGGAGAAGGGCCUUCUAUCCAUCCUCGUGCUAUCGGCGAACUUAGCAGGGUGCCGUAUGGAGAGCCAACAUGGCUAACGUCUGGUUACUUCAGUCCAUACUUUUCGGAGAACCAUAAACGGUUCCAGGCUGCAAUGCGUCAAUUCGUAGAUGAAUUCGUGACUCCUGAUGCUGAGAUUCACGAAGAGGAUGGCAAGCGACCAUCUCAGAGUUUGUUCGAUAAGAUGGCGGAACUGAAUAUGCUCGCUAUGCGAAUGGGUCCAGGGAAGCAUUUGAAGGGACUAAAGCUAAUGAACGGUCUCGUGAAACCCGAGGAAUUUGACUAUUUUCAUGAUUUGAUUAUCACCCAAGAGUUGUCACGCUGCAAUGCCCGCGGAUACGGAGAUGGUCUCCUCAGCGGUACAGUCAUCGGGUUACCUCCUGUGCUUAACUUUGGAAGUGAGGAGUUGAAGGCAAAGAUCAUUCCGGAAGUGUUCGCUGCCAAGAAAUUCAUCUGUCUGGCAAUAUCGGAAGCUCAGGCCGGCAGCGACGUUAUGGGUUUACAGACUACUGCAGUGAAAACUGCGGACGGAAAACACUGGAUUAUCAACGGCACAAAGAAAUGGAUUACCAACGCAACUUUUGCUGACUAUUUUACCGUCGGCUGUAAAACUGAGGAUGGCCUUACUGUCAUACUCGUAGAGAGAGGGGAAGGCGUUGAGACUCGUCCAAUAAAGACGAGCUAUUCGAGUUCUGCGGGAACUAGUUUCGUUACGUUCGACAACGUGAAGGUUCCCAUUGGCAAUACGCUGGGCGAAGAGGGCGGUGGAAUCUUCGUUAUACUCAGUAACUUCAAUCACGAGCGGUGGGUAAUGUGCUGCUCGUCUGCAAGAAGUCAAAGAGGUAUAGUCGAUGAAUGCCUCCAAUGGACCGCACAGCGCAAAGCAUUUGGAAAACCUCUCAACUCUCAAGCUGUCAUACGCAAUAAAUUGGCCGGCAUGAUAUCGCGAGCGGAGAGUGUACAGAACUGGCUUGAAAACGUCACAUAUCAGAUGUGCAAUAUGUCUUACAAAAACCAAGCCAGUCAACUUGCCGGGCAAAUUGCCUUCUUGAAGAGUUACUCGACUGCUUGCGCUCAGGAAACUGCAAGAGAUGCUGUACAGAUCUUUGGCGGUCGUGGAAUUACGAAAACCGGCAUGGGUCGAUUCAUAGAGCAUUACCAUCGCACGGUGCCAUUUGAUGCGCUUCUCGGUGGAGCUGAGGAUGUUCUAAGUGAUCUUGGCGUAAGGCAGGCGCUACGAGCCAUGCCUCAAGAUUCUAGACUGUAAAACAACAGUAUACUACGUUCUUUAUUAGGCUCUUCGUUUACCUGGAUUCUUAAUUAUCCUUCCUUGGGUUCAAUAAAGUACAGAUGUUUGAUGUGUGAUUCGGGUACAUGUACAAAUUGCGCAGGACAACAAGAAAAC
Messenger RNA from Desarmillaria tabescens, 1698 nucleotides. RefSeq names its product peroxisomal acyl-CoA-dehydrogenase. Gene Ontology annotation, molecular function: flavin adenine dinucleotide binding; acyl-CoA dehydrogenase activity; heme binding. NCBI's taxonomy places the organism in Eukaryota, Fungi, Basidiomycota, Agaricomycetes, Agaricales, Physalacriaceae. Gene Ontology annotation, biological process: fatty acid beta-oxidation using acyl-CoA dehydrogenase. The coding region runs from base 1 to 1560 and encodes 519 amino acids. The record is from RefSeq and is a predicted model, not a curated record. The transcript is spliced from 19 exons. Gene Ontology annotation, cellular component: cytoplasm.